Messenger RNA from Triticum aestivum (bread wheat), 3003 nucleotides. RefSeq names its product LRR receptor-like serine/threonine-protein kinase RGI5. Gene Ontology annotation, molecular function: protein binding. The transcript has a single exon. NCBI's taxonomy places the organism in Eukaryota, Viridiplantae, Streptophyta, Magnoliopsida, Poales, Poaceae. The coding region runs from base 48 to 2699 and encodes 883 amino acids. The record is from RefSeq and is a predicted model, not a curated record.
CUUCCGCGAAAAUACCUACGCCGUGGCUGUAGCACUGCACUUCCGCCAUGCACCACUCAAUCGCCAUUGCCAAGCUCGCCUUGCUCCUCGCCACUGCAGCCGUGUCCUGCGGCUUCUUCGUCGUCGCACAUGCACAUGCGCAGAAGAGCUGCUGGCCACGCGAGAGGGACGCGUUGCUGGCCUUGAAGCAGGGCAUCAACGACACCGAUGGCGUCCUCGCCUCGUGGCAAAAACUGCGCCAUGACUGCUGCCGCUGGACGGGCGUCGCCUGCAGCAACGAAACCGGCCAUGUCACCGAGCUUGACAUCGGUCUCAGCUGGUUGUUCGGCCAGAUAAGUCCUUCCUUGCUUUCUCUCCAGCAUCUCGAGUACCUGGAUCUCAGCACCACCUCCCUACUUGGACCAAACGGCAGCAGUGUAUUCCCAGAUUUCUUGUCUUCUUUGCACAACUUGAGACAUCUCGAUCUCGCCGGCACGCCAUACUCUGGUAGAGUUCCUGCUCGGCUUUCCAACCUUUCAAAUUUGGAGUAUCUCGAUCUCAGUUCGACAUCCCUGCAUGGUCGUGCUCAGUUCCUGUUUUCUUACAAAAACUUGAUACGUCUCGAUCUCUCCAACACGCUCUUUUCCGGUACACUGCCGCCUCAGCUAGGCAAACUUUCAAAGUUGGAGUAUCUCGAUCUCACCAACACGCUCUUUUCCGGUACACUGCCGCCUCAGCUAGGCAAUCUUUCAAACUUGCGACACCUUGACCUCAGUUAUAUGCAAAAUAUACACACAGCAGAUGUCUCAUGGUUAACUCAUCUGCAUUCCCUGGAAUAUCUUGACAUGAGUGACAUAAAUCUCAGCACCGCCGACGUGUUCCCUGUGGCCAACACAAUCCCAACUCUCAAGGACCUCAUUCUUAGUAACUGCUCGCUUCCAAAUGCAAACCAGUCGCUAAAACACCUAAACCUCACAAGCCUUGAGCGGCUUGAUCUCAACAGAAACGAUCUGGGCCAUCGAAUUGAUACGAGUUGGUUUUGGAACAUAACAGGCAUCACACAUUUAGACCUUGAUGAAACCUAUCUCUAUGGUCCAUUCCCUGACGCCCUAGGAGGUAUGACAUCCCUCCAAUUCCUAUCCUUUGCCAAUAACGGCAAUUCAGCCACAAUGAUGGUGGACUUGAAAAAUCUCUGUGAUUUAGAGCUCCUGCGGCUUGAUGGAAGUCUCGCGUUUGGGAACAUAACAGAGUUUUUAAGGAAACUGCCACAAUGCUCGUCCAACAAAUUCCUCUCCGUGUAUUCGAACCACAACAAUAUGACAGGAAUGCUGCCAGAUAUGGUUGGGCACUUGACCAGCUUAGAUGAACUUUCCCUUUCUAACAACAGCAUUACUGGAGCUAUACCAUCGGGGUUAAGGAAUCUUACUAGUUUGUAUGGCCUCGAUCUCACUUUGAACCAGCUAACUGGCCAGAUACCAAUGUUACCGAGAAGCCUCACUCGAUUGGCCAUCUCCAUGAACUCCUUGUCAGGACCUUUGCCGUUAGAUUUCGGAGCUCCAGAUCUUACAGACCUAAGUCUCUUCUCCAAUUGCCUUACUGGUCAUGUUCCUAGGGCUAUUUGUGAAUUGAAAAACCUUAGUUUGUUGGAUCUAUCCAAUAAUUUCUUUGAGGGAGAAUUUCCAUGGUGUUCUGCGAUGCCAAGCAUGGAAUUUCUGAUCUUAAGUAACAAUAACUUGUCUGGAAAUUUUCCAUCUUGGAUUCAGAACAGCUCACAAUUAGUUUUCCUUGAUCUUGCGGUGAACAAGUUCUAUGGAACGUUACCCAUGUGGAUUGGAGAAUUGGUGAACUUGAAAUUUUUGCUGCUAAACCAUAACAUGUUUUAUGGGGAUAUUCCAGCCAACAUCACAAAUCUUAUACUACUUCAGUACUUCAGUUUAGCAAGCAACAAUAUCUCAGGAUCAAUUCCAUCGUCCUUGUCAAAAUUAAUAGCAAUGACACUAGAACAUCCACAGCGUUGGACUCGCUGGUAUGUUCAAGAGGUCAUAAACAAGGACAUUUUGUCUGUGGUGAUGAAGCGGCAAAAUAUGAAGUAUGACAUACAUAGAGUUAACGAGAUGUACGGCAUUGACAUUUCACUCAACCACUUAACAGGUGGAAUUCCAGAUGAGAUAACUUCUCUUAAUGGAUUGUUUACUUUGAAUUUAUCAUGGAAUCACCUGAGUGGAAAAAUUCCUAGGAACAUUGGGGAUAUGAAAUCACUAGAAUCACUCGACUUAUCAAGGAACAACCUUUCCGGUGAAAUCCCAACAAGCUUGUCAGAUUUGACGUAUCUAAGCUCCUUGGACUUGUCAUACAACAAUCUUGUAGGAAGAAUUCCGACAGGACGUCAACUUGAUACCCUCUACGCCGAGAACCCAUCCAUGUACAGCGGCAAUAAUGGUCUUUGUGGGCCUCCUCUUAAAGAGAAUUGCCCAGGCAACAAUGCUCUAGAGCAUGGUAAUCAGCAGAGAAGAGAAAAUGGUUAUGAUCCAGUGGCGUUCUUCUACUUUGGGCUGACGGCUGGCUUUGUGGUGGGACUCUGGGUUGUCUUUUGUGCUCUUCUGUUCAAAAGAGCAUGGAGGAAUGCUUAUUUCCGCCUCUUUGACAAGCUACAUGACAAUGCGUACGUGUUUGUUGUUGUUACUUGGGGCAUGAUAACCAGUAAGACAACUACAAGUUAAGAACUGGCGUGCUAAAGAAAAUUAGCCCGAUCCGAUGCUGGUGUCAUUGUAGUGUUGAAGUGUAUGAAUAAAUAAGAGUGAGGAAGUAUUUAGUAGCUUGUACAAGAAUGUGUUUUGUUGAAGAUUAUAAGCUUGUAAUAUGUCUUAGAAGUAGCGAAUAUUUUGUUAGGAUCAUGUACACCGAUCUGAUUGAUAAAGAUUCGGUUAGAUCUCUCUCUUUCUUGAUCCUCAAAUAUGUAAUCCUACCAAUCUUGUAUUCUUGGCCUACAUGGCUUUGCCAACAUUUUUGUACGUGUUUGUAGUU